GAAGUGUGAGAAAGAGACCAAAGCAGAUCUGACCCACCCACACAUCUCCCUCUUCAAUUUACAACUCAUUAAGCGCGCGCCCGCGUUCUCUGUCUCUCUCGUUGGAAUAUUUCUCACCGCCCUCUCCGUGCAUAGCAGGUCAUAAUUAGAAUUAAAAUUUUGCCAGCUCUCUCUCUCAGUCUAUCUCACUCUCACCAGAUUCAUUUACACAUUAACCCAUGCAAUGAAUCAUCCUAUCUCCUCCAUUGCAGAUUGCCUCUCUUUAAGAGAGCCAAAAGACAACAGACCACAGCAUCUUCUGUUUUUUGGCAGAGGAUAGGUACCCAGAAAAACAUCUCUUCUUGGGUUUGCAGAGUUCUCUCUGCACCUCACGUUGAUGGUCGUUUUGAGCAUAGAUAGUGUUCAGAGGGAUAACUGUGGGCAUUGGGUCCAUUCAUUUCAUUUCCUUUUCUUUUCUUUUUUUUUUUCUUUUUUUUUUCUUUCUCCACCAGUUCUGGGUUCUUCUUGUGUGGUGGUUGCUACACAAGACAUUGUCUGGCACGUUCUCUGAAACCCAAGAAGGCUUCCCUUUUAUCGUACUCGUGGAAUGAUAUCUGAGAAUACAGAAGCGUUUUGGGGUAUCGGGUCCCUUUCCUUUCUUACCUUUAAUUUAAUUUAAUAUUCUUUCUUCCUCCAUCCUCUCCGGUUGUUAUUGAUGAAGAUUAUGUCUUGGGUAGUCUUAUGAAAUCCAAGAAAAGGACCAUACACAUGAAUCUAGAACUAGAAGGAAAGCUCUCUGGCUUUUUGGUUUUGAUUGCAGAUGGGAUAUUUGCUCGGGUGGAGAUGUGAAGAAAUCUAAUUUAGUAUUCCUGAAAUGUAUUCAAGAAAAAAAUUGUUUGGUGCAUGAAGAGGAACUAAUUUGAUAUUAACCAGUUUUCUGAGACUCGGAGCGUGUUUUGGGAGAGUCAGCAUUUGGCAUUUCAUUUGAUUAGUAGGGGGUAUUUCAAAUUUCUGAGGAUUUUCACUGUCUGGAAAAAAAAAAAGACUAGUGUUCCAGUCUUCUGCAAAAUUUUGCGGGGGGGAGGGAAAGAAGAGGGAAUCUCUUUGAUUUGUCUGGAAAAAAAAAGACUAGCAGGUUAGUGCUUGUUUUUUACCCUCGGCGACCCAUUACUGGAGUUUGGGUUUCAGGGGUAUAAAAAGCCUCUUAGGUGUCCAAACCGUGAAACCUCCAUUGAGGGAAUCUCUUUGGUUUUCCAUUGAUUCUGCACAGAAAAAUCCAAGCUUCUCUUAUUCCAAGAAAUUUUCGAGCCAAAAACCAAUUUCAAAUUUGCGGUAGGCACUUGGGUUGUGUUUGUUUGGAAGUGGAGAGUCUGGAGACUUGAAGUCACUGGCUUGAAAGGACAGUGUAUGAUAGAGAUACAGAAGGUUUAAACGUUAAUUUAGUAGUUGAAGAGAGCAAAUUUGUAGAGAUGUCUGCCAAGAUUUUACAUGCCUUAACAGAUGACAACCCAGAUCUGCAGAAGCAAAUAGGAUGCAUGACUGGGAUCUUUCAGCUCUUUGACCGCCACCAUAUCCUCACCGGCAGGCGCAUCACUAGCCACAGCCACAAGAGGCUUCCUCCAGGUAAUUCCCACAUCAACAGUGGAAGCCUUGGGGUUGAGCCUAAUAAUGAACGUUAUCUACAUACACACACAGAAAAGAAUUCCAACAAGAAUGUGAAUGAGAACCAAAGAGUGUCAGUGGAAUCAUCCAGGACUUCAUUUUCAUCAUCAUCUUGCUCAUCUUCUUUCUCAUCUCUUGAUUGUAACAGAACUCAAGCAGAACUCCCUCCCUUUGACCGAGCUAUUUUUCCACAAACACCUCAGAGAGACCUAACUAUGGUCGAACCAAAUGCUUCUCCACAACUGCGGAGGCAAUCUCUUGAUUUCCGUGAUGUGGUCAAGGACUCAAUCUAUAGAGAACAUCGUAGUUUAUCAGUUAAAACUACAACCAAAGAGGGGACGGGGAGCCACACUGCAAAGUACAUAGAUUCACCAAGGCCUCUGCAGUUGUCCAAAUCGGUGAAUGAAUCUUAUGGGCUGGGGACCAAUGCAAAGUCAAAGGUACCUGUUGACCUCAAUGAAUCACUCAGAGUUCUUGCUAAACUUCAAGAAGCUCCUUGGUAUUUCAAUGAAGCUAAAGAACCCCCAAGAUCAUCAUUUGAAGCAAAAGAAGGUUCUUUGUUUUCAGUACCCAAAGAUGCUCCUCGGUUCUCUUACGAUGGGCGGGAGAUACCAAAUCCAUCUUUUGAAUCACGUGAUGUCUUCAAAUCCACUACAAAGCUUAGGGACCUCCCAAGGCUGUCAUUGGAUAGCAGGGAAGGUUCCAUGAGGAGCUCCAACUCUGCCACAAAGUCAAAUUCAAUUCUGAAGGAUUUGCAGAAGGGUGGUGACAACUCUAAUGAUAAAAUCACAAACUCGCAUAAAGAAUUAGGAACUUACAAACGGCCACCUAGUGUUGUGGCAAAAUUGAUGGGGUUGGAAGCAUUGCCUAAUUCUAUCCCAGGUUCUGAGCAACAGAUGACCUCGAUCAAAACAUACUCAGGUGAGGAUCUUGAUUCCUUCUCGAGAUCAUCAAAAACAGCUGACGAAAGUAAGCCAAAUCGACUUUCUGGUUCCCCCAGGAGCUCCAUAAAGGACCCCACCUCACCACGGUUGAAAAACCAUGAUUCAGUUAAAAAAUCAGUUUCAAAUUCAAGGCUUCCAAUUGAACCAGCUCCAUGGAGACAGCCAGAUGGGGGUCGUAGGCUUCAAAAUUCAGCAUUCAAGAACUGGGAUGCCCAUGCCAGGCCACCAAACUCCUCCCCUUCUGUGUAUGGUGAGAUUGAGAAAAGGUUGAAAGAGCUCGAAUUUAAACAAUCAAAUAAGGAUCUCAGAGCACUUAAACAGAUACUAGAAGCAAUGCAGGCAAAAGUAUUCCAAGAGAACAAAAAAGAAGAUCAAAUUUACAACUUCAUCUCUCAGGUAAACUAUAACAGCCCAAACUUCACCAGUUUUGAUGAGAACAUGAGAUUGGCAAACAGGAGAGACCAACAGAAUAGCCGUUCUAUUUCUACCACAGUCAAGGGAAUUGGUCCUCCAAAGACUUUUGAAUCCCCAAUUGUCAUCAUGAAACCAGCAAAACUCAUAAAUAAAUCUGGGAUUCCUGCUUCAUCAGUAAUUCCAAUUGAUGGUUCACCAGGUCUGCGUAGGAAUGGUGAUUGUUUUGAUAGAAGGGGCACCAUUAACAGCCGGAUGUCUAAGGACCUGACUCCUAAACAGAACCUCAGAGAAAAUGGCAGUCGGACUCUCAGUUCAAUGGAUAAGAAAACUAAUGGUAGAAAUCCAAAAUCAACAGAGAUAUCAACCAAGCCGUUGCAGCUUCUCAAAGAAAAUACUGAAACCUCUGGAAAGAACUCGGGAACUGUUAGCCCAAGGUUACAACAGAAGAGGCUUGAGGUGGAGAAACGAUCUGCCCGUCCCCCAAUCCCUUCUUCAGAUGCAACCAGAUCCAGAAAACAAUCAGUCAAGCAACCAACAGAAUCAUACUCACCUGGUGGAAAGCUCAGACCAAGGACUCCCAACUUGCAGCAUGGUGAUGAUCAACUGAGUGACAUCAGUAGUGAAACAAGAUAUUUGAGUCAUCAAGGGGACGAAAUUUCUCAGCAAUCAGAUAGCAAUGUUAGCUUGUCUUCGCAGAUGGAUAUAGAAGUCACCAGUGCUGACCCAUCUGCUGAGAUCAAUUGUGCUUCCUUUUCACAAGGUAGCCAGAGUCCUUCCAGGAGGAUUGCCAAAAGCUCACUUUCUAGUUUAAAACAGAAGAAAUCAUCAACAAGGGUAAGGGAAGAUGGGCCAUUGGCAGAGCUUGCGACAGUGGCCCCAGAACAACCAAGUCCUGUCUCGGUUCUUGAUGCCUCGUUCUACAGAGAUGAUUUGCCAUCUCCUUUGAAGAAGAUAUCAAAUGCCUUUACAGAUGAUGAGACUCGAAAUUCUGAAGGCAGUCCUGAAGAGGACAAGCUGAGGCCACUUCCACUCCCAUCUGAAAAUGCACUGUGCAAUCACAGUUCUGAGGUGAAAUGGAAGAAAUUGGAAAGCAUUGAGCACCUUGUUCAGAAGCUUAGACAACUAAGCUCAAAUCACAAUGAUGCCCCAACAGAUUACAUUGCAUCGCUUUGUGAUAAUGCAAAUCCAGACCACAGAUACAUCUCUGAGAUAUUGUUAGCAUCCGGUCUCCUACUUAAAGAUCUUAGCUCUGGCUUGACAACUUUUCAGUUCCACCCGUCAGGCCACCCAAUCAAUCCUGACUUGUUCUUUGUCCUGGAACAAACCAAGGGAAGCAGUGGACAUGCAACAGAUGAACACAACUUCGAAAAGUCUGGAAGAUCCAAAGCUGAUAGAGGGAAGCUCCACCGGAAGCUCGUAUUUGAUGCUGUGAAUGAGAUACUUGUGAAGAAGUUGCCCUUGCUAGGUGGUCCAUCUGAACCUUGGUGCCGAGAUAAUAAGCUGGCUAGGAGGAACCUGAAUGCACAACAACUUCUGAGGGAGCUUUGUUCCGAGGUGGAACAGUUCCAAACUAACAACUCAGUCAGCAGGUUUGAUGACGACGAGGAUGGUCUGAAAAAUAUUUUGUGGGAGGAUGUGAUGCGUCGAUCAGACAACUGGACAGAUAUUCAUAGUGAUGUUUCAGGGGUGGUCUUGGAUGUCGAGAGGUUGAUAUUUAAGGACUUAAUUGAUGAAAUAGUGAGUGGCAGAGCUGCCAGUCUGCGAGCCAAGACAACCAGGAGAUGCAGGCAACUGUUUGUGAACUAAAUCCUUUUUUUUUACUAUCUUUUGUUCUUUUCCUUUUCGUUUAUGAUAUUAUUCUUUUUUUUUUGG
This is a messenger RNA of Nelumbo nucifera (sacred lotus), 4871 nucleotides long. RefSeq names its product protein LONGIFOLIA 1-like. Gene Ontology annotation, biological process: regulation of monopolar cell growth. Lineage: Eukaryota; Viridiplantae; Streptophyta; Magnoliopsida; Proteales; Nelumbonaceae. The record is from RefSeq and is a predicted model, not a curated record.